UUAUUAUUUAAAUAUUGAGACAAUUGUUGAGAAAGAAUUACAUCCAAAAACACCGUCAUAUAUUUUAGCUGUAAAUGAGGCUAUUGAGGAAAUUAAGUUAAAUACUAAAAUUGAGAAGAAAAAUUUAAAAAAUAAAGAAGAAAAAAUUAAAAAUAAAAUAUCAAAUAUUAAAAAAAUUGUUUAUAAAAAAAUGAAAAAAGAUAAUUUGGUUAGUAAAAAUUGUGAGUCAAGAAGGAAAAUGCAUGCAGAUAAGCUUGCCGAAUUUAUGAUAAAUAAAAAUAAUGCGCUUGAGGAAGAUAAGUUAGAGGAUUCGAUUAAAAAGACUACAAGUGAUUAUUUUAAAUUUAAAAAAUUUUUAUUCCAAAACUAUUCGUGUGGGUCGGUCUGA
This is a messenger RNA of Meloidogyne enterolobii, 388 nucleotides long. The record is from the annotation of a GenBank genome assembly. Lineage: Eukaryota; Metazoa; Nematoda; Chromadorea; Rhabditida; Meloidogynidae.